CUGUCACAACUCUGAACUCACUGGUGAUAUUGUCAUUUCCAUGUUUAAUAUUGGAACAUUUGUACAUAGUUUAUAUUUUAGAUUCAUUUUCACCAACACAUUAAAUGAGUUACAUUAUUUAUGAAUGUGAAAUAACUAGUAUUAUAUAAUAAGGACCUAGGAUCUAGAAAUGGGAGGCGAGCGCGAAAGGAGUAGACAUCGUAGUGUAGAUCGACACCGAAGUCGUAGUAGAGAGAAAAACAGGAGUCGUGAUCGUGAGAAGAGAGGUCGGAGCAGAGACCGUAUAAGAGACCACAGCAACGAUCGACGUAGAAAUGGCAGCAGGGAAAGGAAACACAGCGUCGAACGACAUACGGGCAAUAAACGUAGGAGUAGCAGUAGCGAGGAUAAUAAGGACAGGGAGCGAAGGAAUCGUCACAGAGAUGAUAGGGAUUUCUCUAGAGAUCGUGAAAAAACACAAAAUCGUGACCGCGGUCACAGUUCCUAUAAAGAAUUCAGUGGUGGAGGCUUAGGUGGAGGGUUAGGUAGCGGCGGCCCUGCUCCACGAGGCCGGUAUAAACCACAAGAGGAAGAAUUCCUCGAUGCAAGAAGAGAGGAGAGGGAAAGAAUAGGUGAAGUUGGAGUAUCUUCAGUGUGGGGAAAAUCACCAACUAGGCCUGAUUCUGAAGAAGAGGAACAAGAAAAAGUCUCUGAGAGCAACAAAGAAAAGAAAAAGAGUAAAAAAUCAAAAGACAAAGACGCCACAAAGGAGAAACUCAAAAAGUUAAAGAAAAAGCUUAAGAAAGUAAAGAAGGCUAGGAAAAAGGCUAAAAAGAAAAAAUCUAAAAGUUCUAGCAGUGACAGCAGUUCAAGCAGUGAGGAAGAAAUUUGGGUUGAAAAAGGAAAAGAACACGAUAUCGAAGCAAUAACCAAAUCAUCAAAAUCAAAGAAACAAGAUGAAGAGCUGGCAUCAGAGGCGUACGGUCCAGUCCCACGCACUGGCCCAGCAUUAGGACAUAAAGAUUUUGGUCGAGCGUUGUUACCAGGAGAGGGGGCCGCUAUGGCUGCCUAUGUGGCUGAAGGAAAACGUAUUCCAAGAAGAGGUGAAAUAGGUCUGACGUCAGAUGAAAUAGCAGCGUAUGAAUCUGUAGGAUAUGUUAUGAGCGGAAGCAGGCACCGACGUAUGGAGGCUGUACGUAUACGUAAGGAAAACCAGAUUUAUUCAGCGGACGAGAAGAGAGCCUUAGCUGCUUUCAGUAAAGAGGAGAGAGCCAAACGAGAAAAUGCUAUACUUGCACAGUUCAGAGAUGUUUUGCAAGCACGGUCACAACGCAGAGAUUCCACUUAAUUGAUUAUUUCAGAGAUAUAUUGUGUCUUUCAGUCAAUCAGAUGCUUGAAUAUAUAAACAAUUACUGCAAAAAUCAAGAUAAUCACAAACAAAAUAUUGAUCUACAUGUAAAAGGCGUAGUAAAAAGGAGAUCUUGAUAAAAACUAGGUCAUACAUGGUCAUUAAUGAAGUAAUUAAUCGACAGAUAUAUUCCUAUCUACAUUUAUUGAUGAUUAAAUGUUCUAUCCCAAAGGACAAAUUUCAGCUACGUUUUGAUAAGGACCAUAAUAGACAUACAUUUACAUGAAAUCUGCUGUUAUAUAUUUAUUAACAUAACAGUGCACAUAUUAAAGACUUGAAUCCAAUUCAAUUCAAAUGAAGUGGAGUGAAUAAUGUAAAAAACAACAAAAAUGGAUGGAGAAUGAUAGUGUGUUCUACAACUAAUUGUCGCCAAUUGAAAAACAAAUCGAAGCUUGUAAGAUAAAAAAAAAGAAUAGAAUUAGUUUAACUAAACAAAAUAAAGAUAUUUUUAAAUUAAACAAUUUAUUCA
This is a messenger RNA of Melitaea cinxia (Glanville fritillary), 1856 nucleotides long. Its product is annotated as NKAP family protein CG6066. Lineage: Eukaryota; Metazoa; Arthropoda; Insecta; Lepidoptera; Nymphalidae. The transcript has 5 exons. Gene Ontology annotation, biological process: regulation of gene expression. Gene Ontology annotation, cellular component: nucleus. The coding region runs from base 170 to 1327 and encodes 385 amino acids. The record is from RefSeq and is a predicted model, not a curated record. Gene Ontology annotation, molecular function: chromatin binding.